AUGGACAAUUCCAUCAGGGGACCAAGCAAGAUCCGGAAACGAGCAGCAAAGGCGUGCCUGGCCUGUCGGGCACGCAAGGUCCGCUGCGAUGUCUCACAAAGGGGUCGGCCGUGUAUGAACUGCUAUCUCGACAACGAAACAUGCGUUGUCACCAGCCGAGCAACCAGACGUCGAAAGCAAAAGGAUGACGGCAGCAAUGUGGGCAACUCGGGUACGAGUAUCGAGCCUCCCAAUGACUCGCAGAGGCGCGGCUCAGGUGAGUCGUCAGCAGCCAUAGAGCAGGUGGGAGACGCGAAUAUGUCCCCUGCCACACCAUCGGACGCUGGGAGUGAAAACAUCGACGGUGGCUCAAGGGCCUUGAACGAGCUUUCAAAGGUGACCAUUGGAGGAAGCAAUGACGGACGGUCAGCCGUUCGCAAUGCAGACGCCAACACGCAACGGAUCCCAUUAAAAUAUGCCCCAAUGCCGGCACCACCUUUGCAGCCUUAUUCGCCCGCCCCAGCAAGCCUCCACUGGAGCGGAGAACAGAGCACGAGGUUCGGCGCCGACAUUACUUACACAUACUAUCCGUUCAUCGAGGUGAACAACCUCUCGAGCAUCCCGCCUCAGGAUGUCAACUACCUGGACUUGCAGGGCUGCCUACGAGUACCCACCAAGACGAUCCUGGAUGAGUUUGUCAAGCAGUUCUUCCUCCACGUACACCCGAUUAUGCCGUUGCUGAAUGAAGGGGACUUCUGGGAGAUGUAUGCUUCUCAGUCUCAAGGGACGCACGUGUCCAAAAGGAUAUCCUUACUCAUGCUGCAGGCCAUGAUGUUCUCGGUUUGUGGUUAUGUCGCUCGGAGCAAUAUUAAGGCUCUGGGAUUCCCAGAUGUCAAAUUCGCCAGGUCUGCGUUCUACCGGCGAGCAAAGCUUCUCUUCGACUUCGGGAGCGAGUACAGCCCCAUAGCCGUCGCCCAAGCGACGCUUUUGCUGUCUUCUUGGGCACCAAAUCCGAGCGGCAACAACACCCGCGUCAGCAGCAGCUGGCUCAGCGUUUCGAUCCAACAGGCAAAAAUCGCCGGUGCUCACCGAUACUCCUCGCUACACCAGACCCAGUGGCCCGAAUCUCAGCGUUCACGAGUGCUGAAGCAUCAGAAUGACCUCAAGAGGCUCUGGUGGUGCAUAGUCCUCCGUGAUCGGAUUCUGUCUCUGAGUUUUCGCACAUCUAUACAAGUUACCAGGGUACAUUUUGACUUCGACGCCGAGACGCAUGCUCCUCUCGGCUUCGCAGAUCUGUCGAGUGAGAUCGAGAGGAGCCGAGUGUACAACUCUGGAACGAAGAAGUCAUUGAUCGAGAUCUUGGCUCAUCACAUACAGCUUAUGGUAGCACUCACAGAUCUACUGGUGCUCGUCUGGCCCCUGGACGAAGUACCACAGUGGGCAAGGAGACAUGGAGAGGAAGAGGUAGGUAAAAUCGAGCGCUGUAAGGGCCAGCUGAGAAGCUGGUAUCAACGGUCUACCUCGAGAUUUCCUAUGCCAGGAGACGAGAUAUUAUCAAGGCCAAACAUGGCUGGCAGGGGUGGACGAGGGGCUGAGUUCCACCACGACUCUGUCGUAUUGUACACCAAUCUGAUGUACAUUACUUACCACUCUGCCAUGACACGGCUCUGUCACCAUGAGUGUCUCCAACUGACACUCGCGUCGAUUUCAACGAGGCCGGGUGGGACACUACCGGACCCAUCAUCGUUGGCCAAGAAUGGACUGGAAAUUCGGGACGCAGCUUCUGGGGCUGUACGUUGUCUCAUGGAACUGGUACAGCUCCGCUUGUCAAAGUGGCUGCCGCUUAGCUCGACUUCAUGCACAUCUCUGCCGUUGAUACUUCACGUCAUCGAUGCCAAGCUCCCGUCGCAGUCCAAUCCGAAGCUGCCCAGUCUCCAUGAUCUCGUCGAGGCCGUAAGAAGCUACCAGUCUGCUCCCGAUAGCUUGGACUGGAUGUAUGACGCAGUGCGAGGUAUCGUCAGUUUGUCCCAGAUUCAAGAUCCGGGUCGAAUCUCAAGCCCAUCUUUGACCGCCGAAAAUCUCGGCGCGGUCAACAGCACCUCCGCUUCCGCGUCGGAAUUUGCGUGUCAUCCCAGCGUGCACCUACGUCUGGCACUGGUGAUGGACUCCGACCUGAAAAGGAGUAAGUCUCUGAACACCAGGGACUUAUCCGCCGGAAUCGCGAGGUUGUUCUCGAGUGACAGCGUCAACCGCAUUAAAGCACUCCUCAGCCAGGUCCCCCAGCAGAAGCACACGCCUUCGGCCGGGUCCUCGCGGAUCCAGUCAAACUCCAGCAACCCGGACAACACCUCGAGGAAGCAGACGCUAGCCGACUGGGGCCAGGUGGACCAGUCCAUGAUCUUCGCGAUCGAGCUGGGCCUCGUCCCGGCGGAGCCCGCGGCGGGGGACAGCAGCUCGGACUCGGCGAGCGCCAUGUCAGUCGGCACAGAGGACGACAAUGCGGUCCCGGCAGAGUCCGCCAGGCUUCUUCACCGCGUGGUCGACAGCAUGGACUGGAAGGACAUCGCGGGCCAGGCUUUCUCCGAAACGGGCGACAAUGCCGAAAGGGACGUGCUGGGUGCUUUUAUCUUCAGGGAUCAGCCGCCUGGGGCAAGCGAGGGAUACGUCAUGAUAGAGGAGGAUAGCGGCGGCCCUGGUAAUGAGGGAUCGGCGUUCCGUGAGGCGCCGCCAGAAUCGGCGGACGACGAUGGUGACUUGGAGACUGCUAAUGCGUUACUCGGUGCGGUGACAGGUUAG
Diaporthe amygdali is the source of this 2775-nucleotide messenger RNA. Its product is annotated as cutinase transcription factor 1 beta. Gene Ontology annotation, molecular function: DNA binding; zinc ion binding; DNA-binding transcription factor activity, RNA polymerase II-specific. The transcript is spliced from 7 exons. The coding region runs from base 1 to 2775 and encodes 924 amino acids. Gene Ontology annotation, biological process: regulation of DNA-templated transcription; DNA-templated transcription. The record is from RefSeq and is a predicted model, not a curated record. NCBI's taxonomy places the organism in Eukaryota, Fungi, Ascomycota, Sordariomycetes, Diaporthales, Diaporthaceae.